ACGAUGCCAUUUCAUAGUGCACCAACUUAUGAGCUACCGUCAAACGGAAGAGAAAUCCGUAAUUCGUUAUCCCAAAGAUCGGAAACUCGGAUGAAAUAAGAUCACCGUUCACAGAGUCCCUUCCCUGACUUCAGGGUCAUUGACAUCCCCCACGCCGGACCGUAACCCCUCCAACUUUGCCAGCAUCCACGCCUCGAUUUCGAAACGAUUCCCAUCACACACACAAACAACAGCAACUGAUUUGCAACCAUGCCUUCUGUCGUUGCUGAAGCUCCGGGGAGGUCUUCCUCCAUGCCUCGUGGCCCCCCUUCGGGGAGCGUUCCCCCUGGAAGCGAUGCGCAGUUCUUCGGAGGAGAUGACGAGAUCGUCGGUGCGAGAGGGACCGUCAAGAAGCCAGUGGGACCUCGUGGUGAGGUUCAGCGAGUUGUAGAUGUGACCGGAGAGACCCUCGCUGAGCGGUUCCAGGAUUUCCUCGAGUCAUUCGCAGAAGAGUUGUCCUCAUCAGGCGCUCCACCCUCGUCCAGCAUGGGAACGGAUAAGUUCUACAUUGGUCAGAUCCACGGAAUGAAACUAUACAAUCUCUCGACGCUCUACGUGGACUUCAAGCAUUUGGCGAGAUAUCAAGAAGGCGUCCUGGCAAACGCCAUUGUUGCCGAAUACUUUCGGUUUUUCCCUUUCAUGACCCGGGCUCUGCACAAUGUACUUGCGAAGUACGAGCCACAAUACUUCCGACAGCAUCGGCAGCCAUUGUCAACGACAACGGGCACCGACACGUCACUUGCAGGGGAUGCCUCGCAAAGCGAUAUGUCACGUAAGACGACGAACCAGCAAACCGAUCGCCUCUUCACCAUCGCAUUCUACAACCUUCCACUCGUUUCACGCAUUCGGCAGCUACGCACCAGCAACAUUGGCCAGCUCUCAUCUAUCUCCGGCACCGUUACCCGAACCUCAGAGGUGCGACCCGAGCUCUCGCUUGCGACCUUUACCUGCGAAGCAUGCAAUACGGUGGUCCCGAAUGUGGAGCAGAUAUUCAGAUACACCGAGCCUCCACAAUGCCCCAAUAUGACGUGCGGCAAUCGGCAGGGGUGGCGGUUAGACAUCCGACAGAGUACAUUUGUGGAUUGGCAGAAGGUGCGAAUUCAAGAGAACAGUAGCGAGAUCCCCACUGGAAGCAUGCCACGGACUAUGGAUGUGAUUCUACGCGGAGAAAUCGUCGAUCGGGCGAAGGCUGGCGAGAAGUGCAUCUUUACCGGCAGCCUCAUCGUCGUCCCCGACGUCAGCCAGUUUCGACUCCCUGGAGUUCGUCCUCAAGGGACAAGGGAUAACGGAUUCGCACCGAGAGGCACUGACGCCGGCGGAACUGGCGUUACUGGACUAAAGGACCUUGGAGUUCGUGAUCUCACAUACCGUAUGGCAUUCCUUGCUUGUAUGGUGACCCCCGAUGCGAGUACCCCGGGGCAAUCAGCGAAUCAAAAUAUGGUCGGCCAAGCGGGCAACAUUCUGGCGUCCCUGAAUCAGGUGCAGCUGUUCGACAGUCUGACAAGCGGAGAAGAGGCACAGCGGGAAUUCCUCGCCACCCUUAGUCCACCGGAGAUCGAGGAUUUGAAAUAUAUGGUCCACCGGCCGAAUGGAUUUAUGAGGCUGGUCGACUCGAUUGCACCUAUGGUGUAUGGCCAUCAGGUCAUCAAGAAGGGGCUCCUUCUACAGUUGAUGGGUGGUGUCAGCAAACAGACCCCCGAAGGAAUGGCUCUCCGAGGCGACAUUAACAUUUGCAUUGUGGGGGACCCGAGUACCAGCAAGUCUCAGUUCCUCAAAUACAUCUGCUCCUUCCUUCCUCGCGCCGUCUAUACUUCUGGAAAAGCCUCGUCCGCGGCUGGUCUCACCGCCGCCGUGAUUAAAGACGAGGAAACUGGCGAGUUCACCAUCGAAGCCGGAGCGCUCAUGCUUGCCGACAAUGGCAUUUGCGCGAUCGAUGAAUUCGACAAGAUGGACAUCAAAGACCAAGUCGCCAUCCACGAAGCCAUGGAACAGCAGACCAUUUCCAUCGCCAAAGCUGGCAUCCAAGCGACCUUGAACGCUCGAACGAGCAUUCUCGCCGCCGCCAACCCGGUCGGCGGCCGCUACAAUCGCAAAACCACCCUCCGCGCCAACGUAAACAUGUCCGCCCCCAUCAUGUCCCGAUUCGAUCUCUUCUUCGUCGUGCUCGAUGAAUGCGACGAGGCCGUCGACCGUCACCUAGCCGACCAUAUCGUCAACAUCCACCGCCUCCGCGACGACGCCGUCGAGCCGGAGUACAGUACCGAACAACUACAGCGAUACAUCCGGUUCGCACGCACAUUCCGCCCGGAGUUCAACGACGAGGCAAAACGGACGCUCGUGGAGCGGUAUAAGGAGCUGCGACAGGACGAUGCGCAGGGCGGGAUCGGCCGAAACAGCUAUCGCAUCACGGUGCGGCAGCUGGAGAGCAUGAUUCGGCUGAGCGAGGGGAUCGCGAAGGCGAAUUGCGUCACGGAGGUCACGAGCGAGUUCGUCCGCGAGGCGUAUAAUUUGCUGCGGCAGAGCAUCAUCUCCGUCGAGAAGGACGACGUGGAGGUCGAAGAAGACACGCAAGAGCCGGAGGACCGGGCCAUGGACGGAGCGGACGCUGAGGAUGUGGGAGAGGAGGACGAUGACUCACCGAUGGCCGAUGGAGGGGCGGUGGAUGGGGCGCAGGAGCCGGCGAAGGAAAAGACGAAGAUCACGUAUGACAGGUACAUGUCGAUUCUGAACCUGUUGGUUCGACGGAUUGUCGACGAGGCGGAGGAUUUGGAGGACGGGGUGGAGGAAGAGGAGCUGCUGGUGUGGUAUCUGGAGCAAAAGGAAGCGGAGAUCGACACGGAGGAGGAACUGGAGUUUGAGAAGGCAUUGGCAAAGAAGGUGUUGAAGCGGAUGGUCAAGGAUCAAAUCCUCAUGCAGAUCGCAGGCGAAGGGUUGGCAGACCAGCAGGGCGAUGGGUUGCAGCAGGAGGACAAGGUUGUCUACGUUCUGCAUCCCAAUUGCGCGGUCGACGAAGUGGGAUGAUUGGAUCGUUCUUCGUUACUUGGAGUUUGGACAACGGCUUUGGCCUCAGGUAGGCUGUUUAGUGCGGUAUUAUAAGGUGUAAUGAAUGAAGAAUGAAUGAAGAACAGAAUCGACGCCUAGAAUAGGUAUCAUGCUUUUGAAUGCUCCAUACUCAACGGAUG
Messenger RNA from Eremomyces bilateralis CBS 781.70, 3221 nucleotides. RefSeq names its product MCM-domain-containing protein. Gene Ontology annotation, cellular component: MCM complex; nucleus. Lineage: Eukaryota; Fungi; Ascomycota; Dothideomycetes; Eremomycetales; Eremomycetaceae. Gene Ontology annotation, biological process: mitotic DNA replication; double-strand break repair via break-induced replication; DNA replication initiation. The record is from RefSeq and is a predicted model, not a curated record. Gene Ontology annotation, molecular function: single-stranded DNA binding; ATP binding; single-stranded 3'-5' DNA helicase activity. The coding region runs from base 250 to 3060 and encodes 936 amino acids. The transcript is spliced from 3 exons.